UUGACAGUUAUUUAAAGAAUACGAUGGUAUUUGACUGGUAAACAAUGUAAUCAAGAGGGGGUUAUCCAAUCACGGAUUGUCAGAAACACAUGGCAAGCAACUUGAUAUUUAGUUUUUGAGGCGCACCAUGGCAGCUCGCUCAAGCUACAAUGAAGAGAGGAAUCUCCUUCGCAUCCGAGAGUGGGAGAGGCGAAACCAGGAAGGCCUCCAGGAGAAGGAGUUCUACCAGGAGAACGUUCCCCUCUUUGGGGAACCCUACAAGACAAACAAAGGAGAUGAGCUUUCCGGCCGUAUACAGAGGAUGCUGGGUAGUUAUGAAGAUGUGAAAAACCCCAACUCUCAUCUGUGUUUGGACAGUAGCUUCUCUAAUGACCCUUCAUCUCACGUCACCACAACAUAUAGGCGGCCAUCUCACAGCCGAGACAGAGUGAAGCCUCCAUUCCAGAACACUCCUCUGUACAGGGCAGGCCGGAGUGGUAGUGGUGGUCCCUCCAUUAGCAGUCAAACUUCUCAGCCUCUGAAGAGGCUCCCUGGUCCCUCCUCCCACACCCAGUCCUCACUGGGUCUCAGUCAAGGCCAGGCCAGCCCUGAUCCCAUCCAGGGGAAAGCUGAACCCUGCCCCUGGCCAGACCUCAGGGAGUGUGCCAGUCUUACUCCGGUCCUCUCCACCCUAACCCCCCCAGCUGAGCCCCUAUCCCCCCUACAUUCCAGUGACCCCAGCGACUCUGAGCCCCAGGACACCCCCGACAGGCACCAAGGAUCCCCCCUGCACCCCGAGAGGCACCCGGCCUCCCUCCUGCACCCCGACUCCCCUGUCCCAAUGGAGGGGUCCCGUCUUGAUGACCCCCAGAGAGACAUCCCACUUCUGGCCAUCGAGGGAGCAACAACCCUGCCCUCUCAGACAUUCCCUCUACCACUGGCCUCUAAACUAAACCUGGUCAUGCCCCAGAAGCCCACAGCCUACGUCCGGCCCAUGGACGGCCAGGACCAGGUGACCAGCGAGUCUCCGGACUUCAAGCCCUCUCCUGAAGGCUUCCAUGGACAGUCUUAUCAUGAACCCUUACCAGACUUGAAAAGCACCAAGCCCAGCCUUUCCAAACUGAAGAUUCCAUCACACUCUAUAGAGACUCUGUCAAAUGAAGCUCACUGUGUGGAGGACAUUCUGAGGGAAAUGACCCACUCCUGGCCUCCUCUCCUGACUGCCAUCCACACACCCAGCACAGCUGAGCCCUCCAAGUUCUCCUUCCCAGUCAAGGAAGCACAGCAUGUCCCACCUGCAUUUCCAGGACAAAAACACUAUGGAUCACCUCCACUAGCCCCUUCCUCCACACUCAUCUGUCAACAGAGCUCAUCAUGCUCUCCGUCUCUCUGGUCCUUCAGUACGGUUGAAGCAACACAUUCCAGUGGGGUGGAGUCAGCCAGCUCCAAUGACUCCGAGAGCAGCUCAGGGUCAGACUCAGACAGUGAGAGCAGUGAGAGUGGGACAGAGGAGGCCCCACAACCCCUCAGGAGCAGCAGCCCACCAGUACCCAAGGCUGAAGGCCCCGUGGUGACUAACUGGCAGCUGAAUAACUGGAUCAGAGUGAGCCAGCAGAACCCCAUCACAGAGAGCCAGAGUGACACUGUCCAAAGCCCUCUACCGAAACAGCAGCAGAGCCAUGACUCAGAGGAGGCCAUUCCUCCCAGGGACUACAAAUCCCACACACCACCACAAUACCCAGAGUUCAGCGAUAGUGAAGCCAAACCUCCAGGCAGUGAGGACGUUGCCUGCAAACAGCAUGUCCGCCACAAGUCCCCGGCCGCCUCACAUGUUGGGGACAGCAGCAGCAGCAGCCAGAGAAAAACUGUGGGGAACAAACACCCCUCCAGACCAGUUAAGGCUCCCCGUCCUGAGGACUCCCAGGCUGGGCUGCGGGUGGAGAGUGUGGAGGUGGCCCCCCGCGACAAAGACCCCUCGUUCACAGACAGGCCAAAGGUCAAAACGAAAACCGGGCACAGCAGCAAGAGUGGCAGCGCCAUAACGGACAGUAAGAAGUCUGCCAAGCGCAACUCUUUGGAGAAGAGGAAGACUAAACUACCAGAGUCUGGAAGCAGUGGUCCCAAGAUGACUCUGAUGCUGGACUGUAAGAGGGAGAGGUCUCGCAGUCCCAGCCCUGCCCGGGUGGUGGAAACCUCCGUCAGUGUCAGGAAAGAGACCCUCCCGGCCCCUCAUAAGGGCCAGAAAACGCCCAGGAGCUACUCUGCAGCUGCAGCACACCAGGCCAAACGGGAGUCCUCAGCCAAAGCUUCCAGGGCCCCCCAGGGACCUCCACAUGCCCUGCUGGUAAAGAUUGAGCUCAAUCUGCUGUCCAGGGUCCCUCCCCAGGGCUCCAGGCCUUCUCAGGGAGGCCAGGAACCAACCAGCAGGAAGAGACCCAACACAGCCCCAGAGAUUGGAGACGGCGACCCUGCUUUCCCCAUCACUACCAAAGUCUGCAAAAAGAGACCGGCUGAGAAGGAUGUGAAAUCCCUGCCAAGGAAGAAGCCAAAACUGGAGAAAGAUCGCAAGCACUCCUCUUCAUGUCCUGGUUCCUGCAAGUCUGCGAUGCCCAAGAACCCUGGAGAGGAGGAGGAGGAGGAGGAGGAGAGGAAGCGGUCUAAGAAGGGGGCUUCUGUCCCUCUGCAAGACCCUGGGAAAGAGCCGGGGGUGCGCAAGCGGCAUGCAGGGGAGGCCCCAGAGCCCAACGCUGCCUCAGCAGCCAAAAGCAGGGACAGGGAGGCCUCCACCCCCGUCAAACACAAGAAGGGCACUGGGAAACGACACACAGAGCAUUCCAAGACUGGCAAGGCCCCCAAGAGCAGCUUUGCCUUCUCUGUGCCUGCCCAGCCCACCGGGGGUUCCCUGACCUCCAGACCCCUGCUCAAGGUCGAGGACAGGCAGCACCCAGUGGAGUAUCAUAUGAAGGAAGCCAAAAAACUCAAGCACAAAGCAGAUGCCACGUCUGAUAAGGUGGGCAAAGCUUUCAACUACCUCGAUGCUGCCAUGUCCUUUGUGGAGAGCGGCAUCGCUAUGGAAACCGAUCCCCAUACCCCGAAGUCGGCAUAUACGAUGUUCACUGAAACCUUGGAUCUGAUAAGGUUCAUACUGAAACUGAAGGGUUCUGUGGACCCCUCUGCCCCUGUUACAGACAAGGAUUUUACAAUUUUAUGUAUGAGGUGCCAGUCCCUUCUACAGAUGGCCAUGUUUCGCUACAAAAGAGAAACGGCACUUAAGUAUUCAAGGACCCUCACAGAUCAUUUCAAGAGCUCCUCCAAGUCUGCAGCUCCCUCCCAAUGUGUCUCAAAAAGCACGGGCACACCAUCCCCCAUGUCUCCCAUGCCGUCUCCUGCCAGCACAGCCAGCUCUGGGCCAGGCUCCAACCACAGCAGUGGGGUGGGGAUGGGCAAUGUGAGCACUGUGGCCAUUCCCCAGGUCAUCCAGCAGGUGGCAUCGUCCUACGUCAACAUCACAGCACUCUUCCUGAGUGCUCACGACAUCUGGGAGCAGGCUGACGAGCUGGCACACAGAGGCAGUGGUUUGUUGUCUGAGCUGGACUCAGCUCUGGGCCAGUUGAGCCUGACCUCCACCAUGAGCUCUCUGGUGCGUCACACACGGCAGGGACUGCAGUGGCUCCGACUGGACACCUGCGAGACACGGUGACCGUUUCUCAACCCCACCCAGCACUACACAGCCCUGCUUACUCCUGCCUACAGUACCCAGCCCUGGAUAACCCUGUCCAGGACAUCCUAUUUGGCUUUAUUUAUUGACGGGCCAUCAGAUGAAAGCAGGAUCCCAAGUCCCUCUACAAGUUGUUCACAUGGAUACAAAGUCACCUUGUAUUACAUUUUUCCCAACUACCUAUGAAACUGAAGUUCAGAGACCCUGUGUCACACACACACUUUCGGGUCCUCGUCCUCUGUUGGUCACAUGGAUGGGUCCAUUAACAAAACAACUAUCACAUCCACCUCUGGAUCUCUGGAGGCAGCAGGGCCUGCUAGAGCUGUAGUGAGCUGAAUGAGACUCUCCCUUUCUGAAUAACUUGUCACACAGCCAACUGACUGUGGCCUGGCCACCCCUCUGGGUCCUGUCUACCCUGGGGGUUAGACAGUGGAAAGGUUGGCUGAAGAACUGACUUUUGCGAGGGGUCAAAGAGUCCUCCCACCCUUCUCCUGUGGUAAUGCAAAGCAGUGCUGAUAAAAAGCUUAUUUAUUAGCCUUAUUAUAUUAUCAUUAUUACUAUUAAUAUAUUGUUUCAGUAAAAUUGUUUGAUCAAAAGCGGUGUGAUGACUAAUAUUUACUUCACCCAGCUGAAAAGGCCUAUAGAACUACAGGUAUCCAUCCAUCCCAGACCCAUCCAUAAUAAUAGUAAUAAUAUUAUUGGUCAACUCCUGCAGAAUAUAACGAGUAUCUCUGGGCUCCAUAAAGUAUUUUUAAAUUGGUUUUGCCCUGAAAAAUUGACAUGCCAGAAGAUGGCCCUUGACACUUUCUGUGAAUAUGUAUGUUAUUAUUCUAACCUUUUCUCUUCAAAGGAGAUUGACUCUACCUGCCAGGACGUGUCCACUAUGUUAAUUCAGUCAUAACAGAAAUACAGUGCAUUCGGAAAGUAUUCAGACCCCUUGAGUUUUUACACAUUUUGUUACGUUAAAGCCUUAUUCU
Salvelinus namaycush (lake trout) is the source of this 4674-nucleotide messenger RNA. RefSeq names its product AF4/FMR2 family member 1-like. Gene Ontology annotation, biological process: regulation of gene expression. Gene Ontology annotation, cellular component: super elongation complex; nucleus. The transcript is spliced from 19 exons. Bases 128 to 3679 code for a protein of 1183 amino acids. NCBI's taxonomy places the organism in Eukaryota, Metazoa, Chordata, Actinopteri, Salmoniformes, Salmonidae. The record is from RefSeq and is a predicted model, not a curated record.